Messenger RNA from Haemonchus placei, 228 nucleotides. NCBI's taxonomy places the organism in Eukaryota, Metazoa, Nematoda, Chromadorea, Rhabditida, Trichostrongylidae. The record is from the annotation of a GenBank genome assembly.
AUGAUGUGGUCACCGUCUAAGGAUGAUCUACUUAACAUCCGAGUGGAAAAAGGACUAAAACCAAGACUAAAACUAAGUGAUGAUAAAAAGACAGUGCUGGUAUCAGUACCGUUGAACACUUUCGUGAACUACCCACAACAACGUGUCGAACUUCAAGGUGGAUACUUCCUAGUGUUACAACGUCUUCAACAACAGUACAAGAUUAUUGUUCAACACGGAGUGAGUUAG